AUGAAUGAUGAUAUCAAAGAUUUGUUCAAGUUACCAUAUUUUUUGUUUAGGAAAAUUUUAUCAUAUUUAGAUCAUAAUAUUGAUAAGAUUGUUUUUUCGUUGGUAUCUAAAAAGUUAUAUGACAAUAGAAAUAGAUAUCUCAAUAUUCCUUUAAACAUCACCAAUCAGACAUCGAGAUCUAUGAUAAAGAAUCUAAAGUUACGUUCUUUUGUAAAUCAAAUAGAAUCAUAUGAUCAUUUAGAUGAUAGUUAUCAUACAAUAAAAACAAUAAUAACAGUUGGCCAUGAUCAUUUCGGUGAAUUUCCAAAGGUAUUCUCAAGUUAUUUUAAUAAUGAAAGUUUACAACAAUUAAACGAAACAGAUAUUAGUGAUGAUAUCGAAGAGUUAUUUUUUACGAGGGAGAUCGAUUCAUUACUUUCGAUUCCUGCUCUCAAAAGGAUCAAGUCAAUAAAUGUGCCACUGAUUUCACCGAUAGAUUACGCCAUCCCUAACAAUAUCAGAUCGCUACGUCUUGUUUUUGAUAGUAUUUCAGGAGAAUCUUUUGGAAAGAAUGCAUCGUUACCAUCACAGCUGGAAUCACUUACACUCUAUUCAUGCCACACACAGUUUGAAAAAGGAUUCUUUCCAUUGUCUCUCAAGAAUUUGCGACUGGUCGAUGCAGCACCAAAGUUUGAUUAUGGCGUGUUACCGGAAUAUCUAGAAUCACUAGAGAUUCAGUAUUCAUCAUAUGACCAGCCUAUCGCCAAAAGAGUACUACCAACUUCAUUGAGAUCAAUAGGUCUGGCAUCGUACACUGGAAAAUUGGUUUUCUACAACCCAUAUGAUGAUGAUGAUGUUGAUGAUGAUAGAGAUAAUAGUGAGCAGCAGCAGCUGCUAAACACCUACAUUCCAAAUACCGUUAAAAUGAUAAUGAUUGGUACACCACCAAGCAUAGACAACAAACCACUUGUUUUAAAAUUGCCAUAUGGUCUGAAGAAGCUACGACUUGAUAAGUCGUUCAAUCAAAAGCUUAGCAGGUUCGUUGUUCCCGAUACUCUCACUAGACUAAAGUUAAUAAGUUCGGAUCAGUUCGAUCGUAUACCAGGGACUAUCAAUUAUCUAUACCUAAGUUUAUUAAAAAGAAUUGGUAGAUUUGCUAAUGACAAUUUGUUAUUUACUUAA
Molecule: messenger RNA, 1161 nt
Organism: Heterostelium album PN500
Lineage: Eukaryota; Evosea; Eumycetozoa; Acytosteliales; Acytosteliaceae
Exons: 3
Coding region: 1-1161 (386 amino acids)
Source: RefSeq, a predicted model, not a curated record